CCACACCAAAAUCUUAUACUUCUUUCUCCCUCCUUUACUUUCCUCUAGUUUCGUUCUAAGUAUGCUCUGUGGUUGCGGCUAAGUCCGAUCUUCCGCAUCAGAAAGAAUUACUAGAGUUAGUUUUUGUUUUGUUUUGUCGAUACUCUCGCUAGCUUUUCGGCAAAAAAUGGACGAAGAGGCUUUGAGAAUGGGUGCUGAGAUAUACGACCCUCGAUUGUAUAUCGAUCCUGGCCCAAGGGAUCGAAGGUAUUUAACCGGGCAAGAUCAACAUCGCUCCCGUUCAAUUUGGAACAAUAAUCCGGAAUCACUUAUUCCCAUCGCUCAUCGAGGAACAUGUCGAUUGCCCCGUUGGCAUGAUCGACUGCAGCCCUAUAUAGAGAGGACGGGAUUGCACAUGCUGAGGCACUUUACGAGGCUUGAUAUUGACAACGAUCUGCUGACGGCAAUGGCAGAGCGAUGGCGCCCCGAGCUGCAUACCUUCCACUUUCCCGAGGGUGAAAUGACGAUCACCCUCAAAGAUGUUGCCAUCCUCAUCGGGCUCCCGUUCACCGGAGAUGCCAUCAUCGACAGCUCGAAAAAACCGGAUGAUGGUUGGGGGCCGUUGAUUCUAGAGCGUUUGGGGUUCAACAUGCCGACCACCACUCCCGUCGACGGGCAUGGGCAUCCACCACUGAAUGCGGGGCAAGUAUCGGUCCCGUGGCUUGUUGACCACAUCCAAAUGGAGGUUAACAUAGGCCCCGACACUCCUGAAGAUCAGGUGGAGCGGUAUGCACGUGUCUACCUAAUUGGUUUGGUUGGUGGGUUUCUGUUCCCCGACAAGUCAAACCGGUGGAUACAAGGCAUGUGGUUAAAUAUGCUCCUCGGUGACUGGGACGAGAUCGGGAGAAAAAGUUGGGGGUCGGCCGUCUUGGCUGGGAUCUACCGAGAGUUGUGUACUUGCUCGAGGUUGGGAGCGAAACAAGCUGGUGGUGCGAUGUUCAUACUACAACUCUGGGCAUGGGAGCAUCUUCCGUUUUUAGCACCUCGAGACCCUCGGGAAUUCUGGUUGCCAGACGAUGAGCUACGAUUUGUAGCAAAUCCCCCAUAUGGUUUCAAGUAAGUUUAAUUUAAGUUGAAUUUAUUUUAGAUAUGCAAUGGUAGUAUUUUAGUGAAUUUAUUUUAGUGAAUUUAGAUCUAUUCCAAGUAAGCGAAUUUAAUGAAUUUUAGUGAACUUA
Molecule: messenger RNA, 1214 nt
Organism: Linum trigynum
Lineage: Eukaryota; Viridiplantae; Streptophyta; Magnoliopsida; Malpighiales; Linaceae
Source: the annotation of a GenBank genome assembly